Messenger RNA from Liolophura sinensis, 914 nucleotides. RefSeq lists its product as uncharacterized. NCBI's taxonomy places the organism in Eukaryota, Metazoa, Mollusca, Polyplacophora, Chitonida, Chitonidae. Bases 139 to 861 code for a protein of 240 amino acids. The transcript is spliced from 4 exons. The record is from RefSeq and is a predicted model, not a curated record.
ACCUUAUAUAGAUACCACCAACACCUGAUUUCUUAUCUCGUGCAUCGUGGGACUGAUAUCUACAAGAGCAGUUGACAAAGAUCUGUACGACAGACCAUAUCCUGUGGCUGCCCUUGAUCAAAGGAAUUUGACAGAGACAUGUUGGCCCCACUAUUGAUCCUCGUCACGUGUGCAUGGAUGCCCUCGCGAGCAAACCACGUGUUCCACAUCAGAAAUCAAUGUUCUCAAACCGUUUGGGUUGGAAUCCUGGGAAAUCAUCUUUUGGAACAAGGUGGCUUUCAGCUGAACCGUGGUUCGCGUCGUGACAUCACUGUGCCGGAUCAGUUCUCCGGGCGCUUCUGGGGCCGGACAGGCUGUGACAGUCACGGUGUUUGCGUGACAGGUGACUGUGGCCACAGGAUACAGUGUAACGGAGCUGGAGGUCAACCGCCUGCCACAUUAGCAGAGUUUACUCUGGGUGGGUAUGGCGGACAAGACUUUUAUGACGUCAGUUUGGUGGACGGAUACAACCUACCUUUGAAAAUUGUCCCCGUGGCCGGAAGUUACGCAAAAGGUUCCGGGCAGUACUAUUGUGCGGUGGCCGGUUGUGAAAGAGAUCUCAACAGCAUGUGUCCAGGGGAACUGCAGAUCCAUCAUGGCGGACGAACCGUAGCUUGUCAGAGCGCCUGUGCCAAGUUCAACACCGACGCUUUCUGUUGCCGCGGGAGUCACGGAACCCCACAGACCUGCCCGACCUUCUCCUUCGCCCAAGCCUUCAAGAAGGCGUGUCCACUGGCCUACAGUUACGCUUAUGAUGACAAGGCCAGCACCUUCACAUGCAGGGGGAGUCCCCACACUAGUUACACAAUUCAGUUCUGCUGAUCAGUCAUGAACGAUUCAGUUCUGCCAUGCGUGAUUUUCUUCUGCUAAAGGCC